GAGCUCAGUGCUGUACAUACACGAUGCUACAUUGUUUAUGAUUGUUUACACUGAAGAAAUAUAUAUGUAGUUUUGUGUGAAAGAAAUUUGUGGAGUGGACUGAAAUUUGACUGGCGAUGCAAGUUUUUGAAAAUGACUAAUGUCGAGGUAUUACAAUUGGAUAUAUGGAAAGGCGAUUGGGGUCUCCCAUCAAUCGACAUAGAUUGUUUGCAAGUUCUGGCAUAUGCUAAAUUUAUCGGGGAACCUUUAAAAGUAAAUCCAGCAAGCAAUCUAUUUGGAACACCAAAUGGUCGAUUACCUUUGCUUAAGGCUGGUCUAAGUACUUUGGAUACAGUUAAAGAUAUAUUACCAUUUUUUAGAGCAAAACGUAAUUCUGACUACAUGUUAACUGAUAAACAAUAUGCAGACGUCAUGGCUUAUGAUGCUCUGCUUAAGGAAAAGUUGUAUCCAGCCUUCCAAUUUAUAUGGUGGAUAGAUAAAAAAAAUCUGGAUGAAUUAGUUAGACCAUGGUACUGUAAAGCACUAUCUUUUCCAUUUAAUUUCUAUUAUCCAGGAAAGUUUGAGCGACAAGCGCAUUCUUUGAUGGAAAGUUUAUACCCUUUGGAAGAUAAUAUAAAUGAUAUCGAAAAUAAGGUGUAUUCUGAAGCACAAAAGUGUCUGACGUUGUUAUCUACAAGGCUUGGAGAUAGUGAUUUCUUUUCCGGGCAGGAACCUAACACUAUAGACGCGAUUAUAUAUUCAUAUUUGGCACCGUUGCUUAAGAUUCCAUUACCAAAUUCAGUCUUGCAAAAUCACUUGAAAAAUUGUACAAAUCUGGCGAAGUAUGUGUCGCGUAUAUCGCAGAGGUACUUUGGGGAUGUGUAUCAGACUUACGAGAAGCAUAAAGCGGAGAAAAACGCUGAAAAAUUAAAAACAGAUUCGGAGAGUGAAUUCCCAAACAAGAGAAGAAAUCAGAUCUUUGCUGCGUUUGUUGCUACACUGGCGAUGGCGGGAUAUGCGUUAUCUAUGGGUAUUGUAGAGGUACUAAUAUAUUUAUUAAGAAGCAGAAAAUUUAUUAAGGUUCCUAAGAAGAAAAGAAAACGUACCAAUAAAGGAUGAUGAAAUCUCUGAUGUGCCGACAAAGUACAUGUUACUGGAUGAUGAGGAUGAAGAGUAGCAAUUAGCAAAAAGAAAACUAUGUGUUCGUGGUAAAAAUAGGGAAUAUGCAAUUAUUAGUUGCAAAUUAUCUGUAAAAUUCUCAGUAUGGAACUAUAUUCGUGACACAGAGAAAGAUAAAGAGAGAGGGAGGGGGGGAGGGAGAAAGACGAAAGGAUGUUAUAUGAUGUAUAAAUACCAAAAUAUAUAACAAAGUAAAUAAAUAUUUUGCAAUAUCACGAUA
Messenger RNA from Linepithema humile (Argentine ant), 1378 nucleotides. RefSeq names its product metaxin-1. Gene Ontology annotation, cellular component: SAM complex; cytoplasm. Gene Ontology annotation, biological process: mitochondrion organization. NCBI's taxonomy places the organism in Eukaryota, Metazoa, Arthropoda, Insecta, Hymenoptera, Formicidae. The record is from RefSeq and is a predicted model, not a curated record.